AUGACAGAAUUACAGCUGGUGUCCUUCCCACCGGAUGUAUUGGCCAGAAUCGCUCCUGAAGUCGCCUUAAGUAGACACUUGGCAAUAGGCAUACGGCCAAAUUUGAGAAACUUUCAUGAGUUUAAAGCAGUUAGUGUUUCCAACGGAGAUAUUACGAGAAAUGGAAAUGUGGUAGGAUCUUCAGUAGUGAGAUCAGGUAGUACGAUGAUUAUGUGCUCAAUUACGGCUGGUGUUAUAGAAGAUGCUAAAAGUGAUGCACUUUUAAGUGAGCAAAAAAGACAGGAAUUCAGUACAGUAUAUCCUGUAGUGGAAAUAUCAAGAGGUAGAUCUGGUGCCCCCACUGACGAGGAGAUGAUUCUUUCUCAAAGACUUUAUGAAACAAUCUUGCAUUCUAAAUUAAUUCCGUCAAGUUCGUUGAAUAUUGAACAUGGAAUAUCCGUGGUUGAUGAUCAAAAAAUGAAUAUUUACUACCCUGACUCACACAGUGAAGAAUUUGAUAUCUUGAGGAGCGGCAAAGCAUCUAAGAAGUAUUCAUUUGUUUUGAGUAGUCACAUUAAGGUGUUUUCGAGGACGGGGCCACUCUUUGAUUUGUGCUAUCUUGCGUUAACUCAUGCUCUAAGUUCCACCAUUUUACCCCGUAUAUAUAUAUCUGAUUUUAAUCCUCUUCGAAUCCCAAUCAACAAAAGGGGAAGAUUUAGCCAAGGUAAAGCUAAACAAACUACUUUUAAUAUCGACCAAAAUGAAAAAUUGAAAUAUGCUCUUACAAUUAAUAGGGAUGAAUUGGGCAUCAGCUCCAAUUUUGGUGUUUCAGGGAUGCAUAACACAGAUCAAGAUGGGAUGGAAGUUGACGAUGAUCCUAUUUUAUUGGCAGAUAUUGAUGGUGAAUGUGAGGAGAAUUCAAUUCAUUCCAAAAUUGACUUAAUUGCGAAUGAGAAAUAUUUGAAAAAUGUUAGUCUAGUAGGAGGCGGUGAAACUAUUACUUUGAAGUCAUUAAAAGACGCAAUUAAGAUCGCUAAACUAAGAGCAAAAGAUUUUGAAAAAUUUAAUGAAAUAUCAUAA
Priceomyces carsonii is the source of this 1059-nucleotide messenger RNA. Its product is annotated as exosome non-catalytic core subunit. NCBI's taxonomy places the organism in Eukaryota, Fungi, Ascomycota, Pichiomycetes, Serinales, Debaryomycetaceae. The transcript has a single exon. The record is from RefSeq and is a predicted model, not a curated record. Gene Ontology annotation, cellular component: nuclear exosome (RNase complex); cytoplasmic exosome (RNase complex). Gene Ontology annotation, biological process: TRAMP-dependent tRNA surveillance pathway; U1 snRNA 3'-end processing; exonucleolytic trimming to generate mature 3'-end of 5.8S rRNA from tricistronic rRNA transcript (SSU-rRNA, 5.8S rRNA, LSU-rRNA). Gene Ontology annotation, molecular function: mRNA 3'-UTR AU-rich region binding. Bases 1 to 1059 code for a protein of 352 amino acids.